Messenger RNA from Cryptococcus deneoformans JEC21, 1193 nucleotides. RefSeq lists its product as hypothetical. Gene Ontology annotation, molecular function: protein binding. The record is from RefSeq and is a predicted model, not a curated record. Bases 81 to 1121 code for a protein of 346 amino acids. The transcript has 4 exons. NCBI's taxonomy places the organism in Eukaryota, Fungi, Basidiomycota, Tremellomycetes, Tremellales, Cryptococcaceae.
GUUACUCUCGUCCAUAUAGAAGUGAAGUCCAAUCGGCGCAUCCUUUAUUUGAUAUACCUUUAUAACUAGCCUUUCAAACAAUGACCUCUGCAGAAGAAGAUCAGUUCGAAAACCUCCCAAAGUUUGAUGCUAGCAAGUUCCAGCCCCCAGCAUGGGCAAAGCCGGCAAAUUUCCAAUGGGGUGACAGAAAUGGGGAAUCGUCCAAGGCUACUGCCUCUUCAGCCGACAAAGAGGGAAAUCAGAACAUAUUGGAUCUGGGGGAUGAUGAGAGUUACGAUGAUAACGAUGAUAGCGGAGAUGAAGUUUUUGAAGACGCUCACUCGACGGUUGAUCCGGAAGAAGCCAUGUUUACCAUUUCCGAGCUCAAGGAACUCUUAUCCAGAGCGACCAAACACAAAAUUACGGGCAACUCUCAUUAUACCUCCAAACCUCCCCAAUACGAGCAAGCCAUCGCAUCGUACAAACUAGCCAUCGAUCACCUGCCAACUUUCCCAUCUGACCCUACAGACCCCGAACACCAGGAACAAGAUAGUAAAAACGAUUUUAAGGGUAAAAUGAAAGUAGAAGAACCCGUGCCUAGCGGUCUUCAAGAAGUCACAGAGGAAGAAGCUGUGGCUAUCCAGAAAGAAGAAAAUACUAAGAAGGGCAAGUCGCCGGAAGAGUUGGAGAGGGAAGAAGUAGAAGAUGAAAUUAAAGAGUGUACAAAGGCUUGUUGGGGGAAUCUUGCUGCGUGCUACAUUGCCAUCAAAGACGACGGAAAUGCAGUUAAAGCAUGUACAGAAGCGCUCAAGAUUGACCCCCAUUAUACCAAGGGUCUUCACCGUCGUGCAACGGCCAAUGAACGUCUGGGAACCCUUACGGCCCUUACUUCCGCUCAGCAGGAUUACACCCUGCUCAAGACCUUGCUUCCCGCCUCCUCUCCAUUACUCCCCUCCAUCCGUCGCUCACUGAUCGUCCUCCCUCCCAAGAUCAAGUCGGAAGAGAAGAAGCAGUACGACGAGAUGAUGGGUAAACUGAAAGACCUUGGCAAUUCGUUAUUGGGGAACUUUGGGUUGUCGACUGAUAAUUUCAAGUUUGAGCAGCAGCCGGGAGGCGGUUAUAGUAUGAAUUUUAAUCGAUAGACAUAACUGUUAGAGUAUAGGUCUUGCGUAGUAGAUGCUAUUUUCAUUCACGUGACAACAUGUACGAUUUCU